Mytilus trossulus (common blue mussel) is the source of this 545-nucleotide messenger RNA. Its product is annotated as galectin-3-binding protein B-like. The transcript is spliced from 4 exons. Gene Ontology annotation, cellular component: membrane. Lineage: Eukaryota; Metazoa; Mollusca; Bivalvia; Mytilida; Mytilidae. The coding region runs from base 132 to 545 and encodes 137 amino acids. The record is from RefSeq and is a predicted model, not a curated record.
ACUUGAAAGAUGUUGAAGUGCCUAUAAACAGUGUAUAUUUGGAAUAUGAAAAUUAAUGACAAUCCUAUACAUCUUUUUCUUUAUGUUUAAAACAUAUUAAUUAACAUAUUGGACGAGGAAGUGACUGACAAAUGUGGUUGUUAUCAACGAAUUUAAUAAUGGUAUUUUAUAAAAUAAUAUCUGGCGUUAUUUUAGCACAUUUGAUUCAAGCACAGAGUUCGGGUGAUGUAAGGUUGGACAAUUCAAAAAGGCUUGAAAUUUAUUAUAAUGGUGUCUGGGGUACAGUCUGUGAUGAUGAUUUUGAUGACAACGACGCUAGAGUGGUCUGUAGACAACUUGGAUUUAGCAAUGGAAUUUCAUUAGGAAAUGCAGUAGAUGACGGCAGCGGUACAACAUGGCUUGAUGACAUGAAGUGCACGGGAAGUGAAAGUAAAUUAAAGUAUUGUUCACAUGCAGGUUGGGGAGUAGAAAACUGUGAGCACUCGGAAGAUGUUGGGGUUCUUUGCAACAACAUUAAAAGUCCAGGUAUAGUGAUUAAUGAAUAA